Pomacea canaliculata is the source of this 2216-nucleotide messenger RNA. Its product is annotated as neuropilin and tolloid-like protein 2. The record is from RefSeq and is a predicted model, not a curated record. Lineage: Eukaryota; Metazoa; Mollusca; Gastropoda; Architaenioglossa; Ampullariidae. Gene Ontology annotation, molecular function: protein binding.
GCAGGGGGACAGGGGAAACAAGUGUUCGUACAACAGUCAGUAGUGUGGCAAGGAAGCCAUCAAGUCUCCUGACAGCUCGUUCUCUACCUUUUCCUCCACCGCCUUUAUCGUCACAGACGGUGGCUGCCACCCUCCCAACUAACGGGCACCACGCGUUGGCAGCGCGCUUGGCCGCAGUGCGCCUGCGCAGAGGAGAUGCCGCGGCGCGCAACUCCGACCGGCCACUGAGUUAUCUCCCUCUCCGCGGCUUGUCCAAGCAGUUUUAUCUCGCCUUCUCUCGCUUCUUGGGCCCCGGGCGGGUGGAAAGGCAACUGUUUGGGCUUCGAUAUCAGUUGAUCAGCUGUUCGACCGCAAUCGUGCUUUCCAGAUCAUUGGCGCAUUUCCUAAAGCUUGCCUGGAAACUGAAGAUCACUUUUUUCUUGUCCGGAAAAACCUCCUUCUUUGCGUCAGACAAAGUUUGACAUUGCAAUUUUUGUGAAAAGACUUAAAACAAAAAUGAUUUCAUCUCGUUUUUAAAAUCGUGAUUAACAAGAACAAUUACUGUUCAAUUGUCAAAAAAGAAAAAAGAAUUCUGGUGCUUCAGAAUUUCAGGGGAAAGAACCAGUCUUUCCAACAUGACAGGGUCAAAGUGGCAGAAUAUCUAAUGUUGUAUGUUUUUCAACCAUCACUGUGUACGAGAUUAUACAAUAUAUUGUGCCUAUUUCUUAAAGAAAUGAAAAAUAUUCAGUAGGAAUGGCAACACGUGACAAUCAUCGGGUAUCACUGGACGUUUUUCAUUCUUUUGGAUGUUUGCUUCCUGAUUCCUGAGAGUCGACAGUUUUCCCGAGUGUCCCCAUCGUCUCACUAAGCGGCCUCCUCCUGUCUACUCGCCAUGGAUUACAUCUCACGCGUCUGAUCACUGGAAUAGCAGUUCCUGUUGUCCUGGUCUUGACCUGUGUGACAUCUUCACUUGCCAGGGGCUUCGACAGGAUGUCAGAUGCACCAGCUACAUUGCGAAUCCGCCCUCCACCGAUGAUCGCGGACCCUGUCUCACCUGAGUGUUACAACUUUACUUACGGUAACUGGCGCAAGCAAGAGUUCUACUCUCCCAACUACCCGGGACCCUACCUCAACAACACAGACUGUGUCCUCUACCUGGAAGCACCUUCCGGAUUCCGGAUUCAACUGGACUUCAGAGACCAGUUUACUUCGGAGAAGUCUGAGAACUGCAAAUACGAUUUCCUAGAAGUCCGCGAUGGUCCAUUUGCAUAUUCUCCAUUGCUUGGUCGAUUCUGUGGCCAUAAAUUUCCACCUUUGAUCGAGUCGACCAAUCGAUUUCUUUGGAUGAGAUUUAAAACUGACGACCUUUUAACCUAUGAAGGCUUCAAAGCGAUCUACUCUUACCAUAAAGAUCACACGCAGAAUGACGGCACGGCUCUUGCCAAAGUGGGCUCUACGGUAUGCAGAAUACCAAUAAAACUAGGCUCUAGCUACCUGGACGGUGAGUUGACCUCACAGGAAGUGCCCUUUGGUGACGUGUCUGACCCUAGUUAUCCCAAACACAGGCCGGUGGACUGCACCUGGGAGAUAUAUACAGACCAGGGCAAUUCAAUCAACAUCCGGGCCCUGGCCAUGAGGCGAGCCACCACCGCACCAUGUGACAACAGCUACGUGGAGGUGUACAAGGGCACCACCCUGGAGCGAGACCGCGCCACCUCCCUGUGUGAGGACAAGAUCGGAAGCCCCAUGUCCAUCACCUCGGACCGCAAUCGUGUCUUUGUUCGUGUUUAUGGCAACAGCCUCCAGGAGAAGCCGGACCUCAAGAUGGUGUACUCGCUGGUGAAGACAGGCUCCUGUACGAGUGGCUACACGUCCUGUGGCGACUUUUGCCUCCCCAACAGCCUGCGGUGCAACGGUCUGCAGAACUGUCCAGAUGGUCGAGACGAGGUCAACUGCCCCAGAGGUAGCCCCAAGACUCACUCUGGAAGCAAGGCACGCCCAGCCAUCGACUAUGACAUGUUCACGAGACAUACAACCAGCCAGGGGCUCACCCACUGCUGCCAGCAGCCCGGGAGAUGAAAACAGAGAUGAUGCCGCCAAAGGUGGAGGGAGCGAGGCAAAGAUUCCCCUGCAUACCAUCAUCCUAGGUGUCAUCGGGGCGUGCUGCUCACUGCCAUUAUCUUCGGGCUGUGCAUCAUGUGCAGGUUCCGCCGGCGGGAGGCCAGCAAGAAGAAGGA